AUGCCUGGCUUUUGCGUAUCACCCACCACAUGCACUGUUCUACAGGGCGUUUCGAGGUCUGUCAACAAACCAGCAGCGGAUAAACAGUGCUUGAUGCCGUCCUCAGCACCAGGCCCAUUCACAGCUCCAAGAAAGGUGACGUUCAAUGACCUGGUGAGACUACGUCGGACCGCAUUCCUAUCACGACCCACUCAGGAAGAGUUUCAAGCCGUUUGGUUCACACAAAAGGAAAUACUUGACAGGCGGAGAAAAGACAAGAGGAUACGAUAUGCCAUUGCCCGACGACCCGAGACCUUUGGGACCGAGAAGCUCGUUGGUCUUGGUUUGUACAGCGAGGUUGAACGUCUUCAACGUUGCAAUCGAGCGAUUGCCGCUCGUGCUUCCGUUCUUUCUAAAAAUAAGUCGGUCGGUGUGGACAGAACUAGAGGCAGUGAGUCGGAUGAUUCUUCCGGCAGUCUCACAAUCAGUUAUGCCCUUCACUCCAAGGCUGCUUCCGUUGAGGCUCACGAGCGGGCACUUCAACAUUCCAACCAUAUCCAAGCCAUGGACAUGGGAGACGACGCAUCGGAAGAUGACAUGAGCCAAGGGCUCGCUGUGACGACUGGCGAAGCUGCUCCACAAGACUUAUUGCCCAGCGUGGAUAUCUCCUCAAACUCGUAUCUGCCCCACAGCAAAUUGGGCCGUGCAUUGCUGCCUAAGAGCCCAUGUGGCACAAUUUUGUAG
Cylindrotheca closterium is the source of this 723-nucleotide messenger RNA. Lineage: Eukaryota; Bacillariophyta; Bacillariophyceae; Bacillariales; Bacillariaceae. The record is from the annotation of a GenBank genome assembly.